CGCUUAAAACCCUGCUUAAACCCCCACCCUCUCUCCCUCACUCUCUCUCUCUCUCUCGCUCGCUCGCUCGCUCUCCAUCGAUGAACGCUUGGGCGGCUCUGGUCCGCACUCAAAUCUGGAUACGACUUUCCCAAGCCGUGACCAGCUCGCAGAGCAGAGGUUACUACAAGAGCAGGACCCGCAAGCCCAACCUCUACUCCGAGGUCAGUCCUCUCGGAAACCCUGGCCGGAGCGUCGCUCCGGUGCUCGACGGCUGGGUCCAGGGAGGCAACAAGGUCCGGUUCGCGGAGCUCCAGCGCAUAAUCCGCGACUUUCGCCGCCGCAAAAGAUUCUCUCACGCGCUCGAGGUCUCUGAAUGGACGCAAAAGAACGGUCUUUUUGUUUUUUCACCUGUGGAACAUGCUGUGCAGUUAGAUUUAAUAGGGAGGGUCCACGGAUUACUUUCAGCUGAAAACUACUUUGCGAACUUGAUGGACCAUGAAAAAACUUACAAGACAUAUGGAGCUCUUCUUAGUUGUUAUGUAAGGCAGCACCAGGUGGAGAAGUCCUUGUCUCAUAUCCAGAAAAUGAGGGAGAAGGGUUUUGACUUGACGGCUCUCACUUACAACAACAUGAUGUGCUUGUUCACAAAAAUUGGACAGCAUGAUAAGGUACCUGAUGUUUUAGCCGAGAUGAAAGAGAACAAAGUGUUGCCUGAUAAUUUUAGCUAUAGGAUCUGUAUGAAUUCCUAUGGUGAGAGAUCUGACAUAGAGGGAAUGGAAGAACUCCUUAGAGAGAUGGAAACCCAACCUCACAUAGCCGUGGACUGGAAUACGUACGCCGUUGCUGCAAAUUUUUAUAUAAAACCAGGGCUGACAAAGAAGGCGCUUGAUGCCCUAAAGAGAUCUGAAGAGAGACUAACUGGUAAAGAUGGGAUUGGAUAUAACCAAUUGAUAUCACUCCAUACUACUCUUGGAAACAGGACAGAAAUUUUGAGGUUGUGGGAACUGGAGAAAAUUGCUUGCAAGAGGUGCAUAAACAAGGAUUAUAUUAACAUACUAAAAUCUCUGGUGAAGCUUGGUGAGCUUGAAGAAGCUGAGAAAGUGCUGAAGGAGUGGGAAUCAUCUGGUAACUGUCAUGAUUUUCGAAUACCAGAUACUGUCAUAGCAGCUUAUUCUGAAAAGGGGUUGCCUGAGAAAGCCAAAAUGCUCCUCGAGAAUUUGAUGGACAAAGGAAAAGAAACUACUCCAGACAGUUGGGCGGGAGUGGCUGCAGGAUAUUGGUACAAAGGUGAUGUGGACAAAGCAGUGAAGAGCAUGAAGGUGGCCUUCUCUCUUCCCCUGACAAAUAAAAGAUGGAAGCCUGAUCCUAAGUUGAUUACAGCAAUUCUAAAUUGGCUCGGUGACAAUGGUAGUGUGGCAGAUGUGGAAGCCUUUGCAGGCUUCUUAUCCACAGUUCCUGUUAGCAGAGAAAUCGAUGAUGCUCUGCGAAGGGCUGGUUCGAGAGAGAGUAAGAUAUAGGUGGGUUCUAGACAGAACGAAAGCUGCUGACCUAGUAGGAGAAGAAACAAGCUAAUUAACGUGAAAGAUGUUAGCCAAACAAGAUACACUGCUGUUUGGACUGGUUGAACAGGCAGAGACUUUUUUCCACUGGUAUUCUGGUGAGACCUUGGCUAGCGGAAGAUCAGUUGCAGUGCCAUUGUUCACCUCAAGCAAGGCAACAGAGAAGUGUAAAUGAAAUUGCUCUUUUGCAAAUCAAAGAAAAUCAGGUUAAUGCUUUAGCAAGCGGAUCAUCUGAUGCAUCGAGGUGCCAUGUUAGCGGGGUUUUGGGAUUUUUCUUUGGGGGUGCCUUGAGAUUCUUCUAGUUUUUCAUGUCCCCUCCAAAUCUUGCUGUCUUUGCAUAGAAUUGGCAAAGCUGUUCUAUGUCUGAAAUUGGUAUUAGUUCACCCUCCUUUUGGCGAAGGGGCUUCCUUUGCACGAGAAA
Rhodamnia argentea is the source of this 1962-nucleotide messenger RNA. Its product is annotated as pentatricopeptide repeat-containing protein At4g21705, mitochondrial. NCBI's taxonomy places the organism in Eukaryota, Viridiplantae, Streptophyta, Magnoliopsida, Myrtales, Myrtaceae. Gene Ontology annotation, molecular function: protein binding. Bases 81 to 1499 code for a protein of 472 amino acids. Gene Ontology annotation, cellular component: mitochondrion. The transcript is spliced from 2 exons. The record is from RefSeq and is a predicted model, not a curated record.